Molecule: messenger RNA, 894 nt
Organism: Vigna unguiculata (cowpea)
Lineage: Eukaryota; Viridiplantae; Streptophyta; Magnoliopsida; Fabales; Fabaceae
Source: RefSeq, a predicted model, not a curated record
AUGGUUUCCACACGUAGCAAAGAUGGAAUUAUGAACGAACCUGAGGCAGGACCAAGCAUGCCUACAACUAACAACUUGAAUUUGGCUGCUAUCUUGGAAGGGCAGGCCAAGAUGCAACAAGAGCUCUGGGAACCCUUCACGCUGGAACACUAUGCCGAGGACACAGACCCUGAUGAACACCUCAAAGUGUAUGUUACCCACGUUGCUCUAUACACAUAUGAGGAUGUUGUUUUCUACAAGGCGUUCCCUACCUCCCUAAAAGGACCAGCCUUGGAAUGGUUCACCUCUUUGCCGCCAUACUCCAUCGAUUGUUUCGACACCCUCUCCAAUCUCUUCACCACCCACUUCGCACGAAGUCGCCCUCACAAAGCCACGCCACUAUCCCUCCUCAGCGUCAAACAGAAAAAAGACGAGACGCUAAGGGCCUUCAUAGACUGCUUCGACAAAGCUGCCCUCCAAAUGGCAAACUUAACCCAAGAAAUGAUCUUGCAAUGUUUGACCCUCACACUAAAACCUGGCCCAUUCGUCGACAACAUCUAUCUUAAACCAUCGGCCUCUAUGCACGAGCUCAAGCUGUGUGCUACAAAUUACAUUCGUAUGGAGGAAAUGAAAGCCUUGCACAUCAGAUUCUGUACCGACUACAUGCCUUCAGCUCUUAAGAUCGACAAACCACCAUCACAAUUAGAUUCGAGGCCUAGAGAGCCUAAACCACCCCGAUUUUUUAGAUAUGCCCCGCUAAGCAUUCCUCGAUCUCGCCUCCUAGACGAAGCCCUACAAGCGGACCUUAUCCCUUUACCCCGCAAAACCCUCAACCCACCCAACGUCGACAUGACCAAAUACUGCAAGUAUCAUCGAAAUAAUGGCCACACUACAAAUGAGUGUAAAGCGUUAUAG